Molecule: messenger RNA, 2877 nt
Organism: Choloepus didactylus (southern two-toed sloth)
Lineage: Eukaryota; Metazoa; Chordata; Mammalia; Pilosa; Megalonychidae
Gene: RBM45
Product: RNA binding motif protein 45
Exons: 10
Coding region: 150-1577 (475 amino acids)
Cellular component (GO): ribonucleoprotein complex
Molecular function (GO): RNA binding
Source: RefSeq, a predicted model, not a curated record
AGCUUCCCGGCGCUGGACUCUUGCGUCUUCCGGAAGCGGGUGCCGGACCCGCAACGGCUAGGGAGGCGACCGCGGCGGUGGCGGGCACGGCGGGAACGACAGCGUCCGAGGGGGGACAGGGCCUGGCUCCUGCGCCAGGCUGGAGCGCCAUGGACGACUCCGGCAGUUGUGCGAGCGGCGGAGGCUUCCGCCCGGGCGUAGACAGCCUGGACGAGCCCCCCAACAGUCGUAUUUUUCUGGUGAUCAGCAGGUACACGCCCGAGUCGGUGCUGAGGGAGCGCUUCUCGCCCUUCGGCGAGAUACAGGACAUCUGGGUUGUGCGGGACAAGCACACCAAGGAGUCCAAGGGCAUCGCUUUCGUCAAGUUCGCCCGCAGCUCGCAGGCCUGCAGGGCCAUGGAGGAGAUGCACGGCCAGUGCCUCAGCCCCAACGAUACGAAGCCCAUCAAGGUUUUCAUUGCUCAGUCCAGAUCAUCUGGAAGUCAUCGAGAUGUUGAAGAUGAAGAACUUACAAGAAUCUUUGUUAUGAUACCAAAGUCCUACACAGAAGAAGAUCUACGGGAAAAGUUUAAGGUAUAUGGAGAUAUCGAAUAUUGCAGCAUUAUUAAGAAUAAAGUCACUGGAGAAAGUAAAGGUUUGGGCUAUGUACGAUACUUAAAACCAUCACAAGCAGCCCAAGCAAUAGAAAACUGUGAUCGAAGUUUUAGAGCUAUCUUGGCUGAACCUAAAAAUAAAACAACCGAAUCCUCUGAACAAGAUUAUUAUAGUAAUAUGAGGCAGGAGGCUUUGGGACAUGAACCUAGAGUAAAUAUGUUUCCAUUUGAACAACAAUCUGAAUUUUCAAAUUUUGAAAAGAAUGACAACAGGGGCCAGGAACCUAUCUCCAAACGCUUGUCGGUUGUGUCAAGAGUUCCUUUUACUGAAGAGCAGCUGUUCAGCAUUUUUGAUAUAGUACCGGGACUGGAAUAUUGUGAAGUUCAACGAGAUCCUUAUUCAAAUUAUGGUCAUGGAGUGGUUCAGUAUUUUAAUGUAGCAUCAGCUAUUUAUGCAAAAUACAAGUUACAUGGAUUUCAGUACCCUCCUGGGAAUCGGAUAGGUGUUUCCUUCAUUGAUGAUGGGAGUAAUGCAACAGAUCUUCUUAGAAAAAUGGCAACACAGAUGGUAGCUGCACAGCUUGCGUCAGCGGUAUGGAAUAACCCAAGUCAGCAGCAAUUUUUGCAGCAAUUUGGAGGAAGUUCUGUGUCACAAUUGCCUCAAAUUCAGACAGACGUUGUACUUCCAUCAUGCAAAAAAAAAGCCCCUCCUGAAACUCCUGUGAAAGAAAGACUUUUUAUCGUGUUUAAUCCUCAUCCUUUACCUUUAGACGUAUUAGAGGAUAUAUUCUGUCGUUUUGGUAACCUGAUCGAAGUUUACCUUGUGUCAGGAAAAAAUGUGGGGUAUGCCAAGUAUGCAGAUAGAAUAAGCGCUAAUGAUGCCAUUACUACUUUACAUGGAAAGAUCCUGAAUGGGGUCAGGCUUAAAGUCAUGCUGGCAGAUUCCCCAAGAGAAGAAUCUAACAAACGGCAAAGAACUUACUGAUUCUUGAGAACAAAGACUAAAUAAUGACAUAAAUCCUCAGCUGACUGACUGAAAAUGUGACUGGACUCACUCCCUGUGGACAGUUGACAGCUUUUUUUUUUCCCCCAUAAAACCUGAUAGUCUGUGUACAACAUUGUUUUUUGUGGGGAGCAGGGAUUGCUGACAUGUAUUUUUGAAUCCACAUAUUAAUGCUAAAAUUAAUUUCUUAGAGCAAAAUGUUGUUAUGUGUAGCAGAAAUAAAGUUUCCUUUCCUUAACUAAAUCAUGCCUUAUUUAUGUGAAAAAUGAGAAUGAAAAAUUUGAUAGGCAGUGAGUGCUUAGAACUUAACUGAAUGACCUGUUUCAUUGAUUUUGAGAUGCACAUUUUUUCACAUUUUAAUACAUCUGAAAUUGGACACAUCUUGAUAUUGAUUGUGUGCCAUAGUAUAAUUGACAACCUUUUUUCUUUCUUAGAGGAACAUAAAAUAAAGGUGAUUCUUACAAUCAGUUGCAUCUUAGAUUCAAUAAAAUAUGGUAAUUACUACUCAGUGUACACAUGUAGUGUACACAUUUACUCUGAAGACAAGAGCCAAAAGUUUUAUCAUUAGAAAUAUUUAUAUACUUUUUUAGUUAUACCAAAAUUUGUUGGUAAUUUUGAAAAGAUCUUUUAAGAUUAUAGAAAAACAGGGUUAAAAGUAAAAAAAAUUAAAAGUUAUGGUGGAUAAUAAGUUUAAAUAAAUGUUAGUGGAUUUGGGCAUGGACAGUUUCCCUGUAUAAAUACAGAAAUAUAAUGACACUCCAAAAAUAUUACAAACAACUUUCAAGACAGACUAUGAUAGGAGUUAUAGUCAUUUCAAAAUUAAAGAUUAAAAAUUUCAUUAGGCACCUAUUCUGCUUAUAUUUUGAAAAUCCAAAAAAAAAACUAUGAGCUCUUGACAUGAAGGAUGCUUAUCUAAAAAAGUUAUCUCUAAGUCGUGAAGUUGACACCCAAAAAAAAGAGCAUCAAAAUUGGUAUGCUGUAAUUAAACCAUCACUUAAUUACCUCCUCAGUAUGCCUCUUACAUCCUGAGUUAAACUAAGAAUAGUGAAAGAUUAAAAUCACCAAGCAUAUUAGAGUAUUUUAUGCUUCAACAUCUCUCCAUUGAAAAAUUCAAGUCCCUUUUUUGAAUCAGUAAUUUUAAUAAAUUAAGAUAACAUUUCCAGUCUUACCUUCCCUGGCAGGACUUACUAAAUGAGAAUUGAACCAAAUAUCUUUCUGUGGGCCAAAAAGCAUAUCAAAAAAAAAAAAAGAAAGCAAAUUCUCUCUCUUUUGAAAUGAAAAA